Messenger RNA from Branchiostoma belcheri (Belcher's lancelet), 2414 nucleotides. RefSeq names its product sepiapterin reductase-like. The record is from RefSeq and is a predicted model, not a curated record. Gene Ontology annotation, molecular function: sepiapterin reductase (NADP+) activity. Bases 371 to 1183 code for a protein of 270 amino acids. NCBI's taxonomy places the organism in Eukaryota, Metazoa, Chordata, Leptocardii, Amphioxiformes, Branchiostomatidae. The transcript has 5 exons. Gene Ontology annotation, biological process: tetrahydrobiopterin biosynthetic process.
UUGUUUUGGUCUUGACGUGCAUAGGCACAUGUAGGCCAUGGUAGGACAGUACAGAGUAUUCACCGUGUGGGGAGUUUUAAAGUUUAUGACCAUAAGGUGACUCAGUAAUAUGGAACAUUACCGUAGAGGGAACUUAUCUCCAAACAGAUAUUUCGGUGGCCGAGACAGACUCCAUUCAACUGAAAGAGUACCCAACGCCCGUGCGGUCACCGGAAACCUUAUUAUAGGAGUCAGCCAAAGUGCAAAGGUUAGCUAAACGUUCAAAGGUUACGCGGAAGCUUUAAGUUGUCUUUACACAUGUGUGUUUGACCUUCGUAAGAUCACCCUUUUAUGAUAACGCCACUCCCAAAGGAACACGUGGGAUAAUCAAAUGGCGUCGGUCGGCUCGUCAGCCGUGUUAUUAGGCCCCGCCACGUUCUGUGCCGUGACGGGAGGGAGCCGGGGGCUGGGCCGGAGCAUCGCCGUGCAGCUGGCGGGGCGACUGGGGGAGGGCUCCCGCCUGGUGCUGACCGGCCGCUCGCUCCAGGGUCUACAGGAGACCAAACGGCAGGUGGAGGAGAAGAGUCCGAACCAGCUGGAGGUGAAGUUGGUGACGGGAGACAUGGAGGACUCCACCGUGUACCACGCGCACUUCUGCGACAUCUUUGCAGACGUUAAACCAGGCACUUUUAAGAAUGCUCUGAUGAUCCACAACGCGGGAACCCUGGGCGAUUUGAGCAAGAAGGCAGCAGAACAUUCUGAUGCUGAGAUUCUUAACAAGUACUACGCCACCAACCUGACGUCUGUCAUCGCUCUGACGGCCAAGUUCAUGCAGGUCUUCUCGGCCUCUACCGUCAGACGAACGGUAGUAAACAUCAGUUCUGGAACUGCCAUUGAACCCUUGGAACACCACGCCCUGUACUGUAGCGGCAAGGCGGCCAGGAACAUGUUCUUCAAGGUGAUGGCGGCAGAGGAGCCCGAUGUGCGCGUGCUCAACUACUCCCCAGGUCCGAUGGUGACCGAUAUGUUACACACAACCAGGUCAUGCGGAGUGAAAAUAGUUGAAGACGGAUUUAAGGCCAUGGAGUCCCAAGGGUUGAUCCAGAGCCCGGACGACCCUGCAAAACACCUGCUCACCCUGUUAGAGGAAGACACCUUCAAGUCAGGCGCUUUUCUCGAUGUGUUCAACCGCUUCUCACUGUGAUAGAGAUGAAAAUAAAAGUUUUCCUUUCCUUUUCACGAUUUGUGUCUUUUUCUUUUGUCUUUUUCCUGACGUAUCAUACUACAAUUCGGAACCUGUUUGCGAAUGCAGGUAACAGAUCUUUCUAGAUUUAGAUUUAUUAGACUGCAGCCAAAUGAUACUGUGCCGUUUGCUUCAUGCGCACCUGUAAAACUGUCACAGCAUUAAGCCCCACAUCCCCACAUUCAUUCAGUUUAUCACUCUCAGUCUUCCAUGAUCACUCCUUUUACAAUAUUGCAGGCCAAACAGACAAAUUUUAGACGACAAACACAAAACUGGUGUUCGAAUUCUGAUCAUGAUCUUUACACCUGACUGAAUUCUCGCUCCCCAAGGAAAGAGUUCUACAUUGGUGCGCUCCCGUGUAAGCACGUAGCCUGUGUAGUGUUGCAGACCACCAGGAAUAAGGAACGUGUAAAACAAACAUAAGCUGGUGCAAGGUUUCAUUCUCACUGCUAUGGACACAAAAUGUCAUUCUUGCUAAGUCACACUUUCCCGAUUUAAUUUUUCCGCCAGCGAACAACCUGGGAUACACUGUACCAAAGUAUUGUAUCUUUUUAUUCUACGUCACAUGGUUUUCACAAAAAAUACUUGAACUAUCAUCAGUAAAAUCUUGAUAUGUAAGUGUUUCAAAUGUACUGUACUAGUAUAUCUGAGAGAAAUCGUGCUGGGAUACAAAACAAACUACUUGAACUCAUAUGAAAUAUACGUAAUAAUCAACUUAUUACUAGGGAUUGCAAAGUAUGUUAUAUUUAAGAACUGGUGUAAUACUCGUAACAGAAACAAUGAUAGAUACACAUCAAUGGAUCUACCGUAAUUUCAAAUCAGAAAUCAUUUUAUACUUCAACCUAGUAAACAACAGAAUGUACAAACAUGUACUUUGUAACUUGUAAACUUUGUUUUUAUGUAUACAUGUAUGUAAUGUAAUGUUGCCUUUAAUCAAAUGAAUAAAGUUUGAAUUUAAAAAAAUCAUCAGUAAAAUCACUCUCAUGAUUUUCAUGAUAUAUAUAUAUAGUUACAGACUUCCGAGAAUAUACAACAUGUAUGCCUUCACUAUAGUCAACUCUCUUAGCCAGUGUAAUUCGAGAAAAAAACAUUUUGAGAUGCUUUUCCAAUUGGAUACUGGAUAAUAAGUACAUAGUAACAUGAAACAACUCAAGAUAAAUCCGAAUAGUCAAAGAGCGUCUCUCAAAUUCUU